AUGUUCUCCCUCACCAAGUCCGUUCUUUUCACCUUCAUUGUGGCCAUCGCCGCUCAAGCUACAACAACCGUCCCAUCGCCAACUCAAACAUCCCUUCCCGGUUUGGCAUCUCAGGUCCCCAACUGCGUCGCCGUAUGCCUUCGAAACCUCCACGAGUCCAUCGGAUGUGAUGUAGGCGAUAUUGUGUGUCUCUGCAAGAGUAAGGCCUCUCUUAUCAGCAAAGUUGGCCUCUGUGUCGUUGGAUCGCAGUGCGAUUUUGAGGACGCUUCCAGCUCUACCGAUAUUUUCCGGGACAUGUGCGACUUGGUAGCUGAGGACCCCGGAACCGCCGUGAUUGCUUCUGCCUCCAAGGUGCUGGAUGCGGUUGUCGCCUCUGCUACUACCUCUGACGUGGAGGCUCCCACUUCUACGAAUGCUGCUGGUUCAGUCGCCUAUGAUGUCGUCAAGGUUGUUGUUGUUGCCGCUGCUGCUUUCGCUAUAUAG
Fusarium pseudograminearum CS3096 is the source of this 483-nucleotide messenger RNA. RefSeq lists its product as uncharacterized. Bases 1 to 483 code for a protein of 160 amino acids. Lineage: Eukaryota; Fungi; Ascomycota; Sordariomycetes; Hypocreales; Nectriaceae. The record is from RefSeq and is a predicted model, not a curated record. The transcript has 2 exons.